AUGGAACUGAAUCGUGGACUGCUCAAGGCCGUUAUAAUCUUGUUGUUUGUUCAGUUUGGUUUAGGCAGAAGAAUGGGUUUGGGUUUGAGCUCAAGAACCGAAUGGCGGACUUUGCUGGAACUACGUUCAUCGUUGGGGAUUAGUGGGAAGGAUUGGGUCAAAAAAGCCGAACCGUGCUUUCACUGGACCGGAGUUCAGUGCGAGAACGGUCGAGUUGUGGGCAUCAAUUUGACCGGUUUAAGCCGAACCCGAGCCGGUCGUCUCCAAACACGGUUUGCAGUGGAUUCUCUUGCGAAUCUGACCCUAUUGGGUUCGUUCUGCGCUUCCGGUUUUUCUCUGAAUGGGUCUAUUCACGAGUGGUUGGGACAGAGCCUUAGGAAACUCGAAAAGCUUGAUCUCCGGUCUUGCUGGCUCACCGGUCCGAUUCCUGGGUCGCUUGGGGGUUUGAAUGGGUUGAAAACUCUGAUUCUCUCAGACAAUAGUCUCACUGGUAGAAUGCCUUCGGAACUUGGAAGGUUGUCUGGGCUAUCGGUUCUUGAUCUCUCUAACAAUUCGUUGACAGGACCAGUGCCUAACUCUUUCUCUUUUCUUGUUAAUCUCACAAGGCUUGAUCUUUCUUCCAAUUUUUUAUCUGGGUCCAUUCCACCUCAUCUGGGUGCCCUUUCUAAUCUCCAAAUUUUGAAUCUUUCAGAUAAUGGCCUCACUGCUUCGGUUCCUCCUCAACUGGGUAACCUUUACAACUUGGUUAAACUUGAUCUUAGCAAGAAUUCUCUAUCUGGGUCAUUGCCAGAUCUUUUGUUUUCCAAGAUUCAAAUGCUCAUUCUCAGUGAGAAUGCCUUUGAUGGUGCUCUUCCUGCUACGUUGUUUUCCGGGCCCAACUUGCACUUUCUCGAUGUAUCCAACAACACCCUCACUGGACCCUUGCCUAAACUCACUAGUUCAAGCAAUGUUAAUUAUGCUGGUGCCACAUUCAAUCUCUCAAACAAUUUGUUCUAUGGACCUCUGAUUACAAUGCCUAGCAAAUUUAAAACAAUUGAUUUGUCCGGUAAUUAUUUCCAAGGCGAGGUGCAUGUUGGUCGUUUUAAAUUUAGUACUAGUUUUACUCUUGAUAGAAAUUGCCUACGGAUGAUUCCAAACCAGAGGGAUUUAGAGGAUUGUAGAGUGUUUUAUGUUGAGAGAGCAUUACCCUUUAGUCCCGGUGUCAAAGAACCAACGCAAUCGCCCUUGCUAGAUUCUGAGUCCGGGAACAACAAACGAGAGAUAUUCAUACUGGCAGGUAUAUUUGGUGGGCUUGGCUUUAUUGUGCUUCUGGUAUUGGUCCUCAUGCUCAUGCUGCUUCUAAAACAAUGUAGUGGUCAUAAUAGCAUCGGAAUUCAAAGGGGGACAGCAAAUGUGGGACCUGUUCCAGAAGUGGAAAAUCCUACACCUCCAAAGGACCCUGUGUUUGUAGCUGGCACGGGAGAAUCAUUUUCAUAUGAGCAAAUGCUUCAUUUGACUGCUAACUUUGCUGAAGAAAAUUUAAUCAAACACGGUCAUUCUGGAGACCUCUUCUGGGGAACCUUGGAAGGUGGUGUAACAGCGGUUGUAAAAAAGGUAGAUUUAAAUUUAUUUAAGAAAGAAUCAUACAUGGUGGAAUUAGGACUACUAUUAAGCAAGGUUUCACAUGCAAGAUUGGUCCCCCUCUUGGGGCACUGCUUGGAGAAUGAGCAUGAGAAAUUUUUAAUUUAUAAGUAUAUGCCAAAUGGAGAUUUUGCUACUUCCUUGCACAGAGUCACCUGUUCCGAUGAUAAAUUUAAGUCUAUGGAUUGGAUCACGAGAUUGAAAAUUGCAAUAGGAGCUGCUGAAGGCCUAUCUUACCUACAUGAGUGCAGCCCUCCCCUAGUUCACAGAGAUGUCCAAGCAAGCAGCAUACUUCUUGAUGAUAAAUUUGAAGUGCGACUUGGAAGUUUGAGCGAGGUUACUGCCCAAGGAGAUCUUCAUCAGAGUGUCAUCACAAGGAUUUUCCGCAAAUCAUCAUCUUUGGAUCAAGGCAAUUCUGGUUCAUCACUUGAUUCAUGUCCCUAUGAUGUCUACUGUUUCGGGAAGGUUUUACUCGAGCUCAUUACAGGAAAUCUUGGUGUCAGCAAAUCAGAUGAUGCGGCCACUAAAGAGUGGUUAGAACAAACCCUGUCUUACAUCAGUAUAUAUGACAAAGAACAGGUGACUAGGAUUGUUGACCCAUCUUUGAUAGUAGAUGAUGACUUAUUGGAAGAGGUAUGGGCAAUGGCAAUUGUAGCCAGGUCAUGCUUGAAUCCCAAGCCUUCUAAACGCCCUCCUAUGAGGUAUGUUCUCAAAGCAUUGGAAAAUCCAGUGAAGCUUGUCAGAGAAGAAAAUUAUAGCUCAGCCAGGUUGAGAACAACUUCAUCUAGGAGAUCUUGGAGCUUUGCAUUCUUGGGUAGCUGGAGACAGAGCUCAUCAGAGAGUGCUACUGCCACAGUACAUACAAACACAGAGGGUGCGAGUGGCUUUAGACAAUCAGGAAGAGUAAGUUCACAAGGUAGUGGUGGAAAUGAUCACUCAUUUUCUCAAAAAAUAUCAUCCAAUGAAAUUUUCCCUGAACCAUUGGAAAUGCAAGAGAUGGAGAGGCAAGAUGAGCACUAAGAGAAGCAAGAUAACUAUUUUAGCUGGAUGAGAGGGAACUUUCAUGUCUGAUUAUGAAAGGGGGAGAUGGAGAUCUUAUUAGAUUGGAUCCUAUCAAAAGAGUUUGUUUCCUAGGCGUAGUCUUAAAAACCCACAUUCUUAUGAUUU
Gastrolobium bilobum is the source of this 2787-nucleotide messenger RNA. RefSeq names its product probable LRR receptor-like serine/threonine-protein kinase At2g16250. Bases 1 to 2640 code for a protein of 879 amino acids. Gene Ontology annotation, molecular function: ATP binding; protein binding; protein kinase activity. Lineage: Eukaryota; Viridiplantae; Streptophyta; Magnoliopsida; Fabales; Fabaceae. The transcript is spliced from 4 exons. Gene Ontology annotation, biological process: protein phosphorylation. The record is from RefSeq and is a predicted model, not a curated record.